Struthio camelus australis is the source of this 6073-nucleotide messenger RNA. The record is from RefSeq and is a predicted model, not a curated record. Lineage: Eukaryota; Metazoa; Chordata; Aves; Struthioniformes; Struthionidae.
UUUCACAGAAAUGCUGUGCAGCCAGCUGGGGUCAGCUGCAGGUGCUUCUGCAGUUCAUACUCUGUGGUCGUGUUGAAAGAGGGCCUGUUGUCUUCCAACAGGAGCUGAAGGAGAAGGAGCUUCUGAGAACCAUGAUGUCCCUCGGUGUCAGCAAAGGACGUGUGAUUCCACCUACAGAUGAGGACCGCAGGAGGAUCAUAAAGCAGAUGAAGGUUCGCACCACGCUGAAAGGGGAUAAGAGCUGGAUCCAUCACCAGAACUCAGAUUCUGAAGAGGAGAAGAAGAGCAGCCCGCUGUCUGAACGGGCUGAUGGGGGAUCCUCAGUCUCAGCACCCCAGAGCGACAGGUCUUCUGCCUCCAAGCCUCAGUCCGGUUACCUCAUCAGGGGAGUAUUCACAAGAACCAUUGAUAAGACUCCUUCAUUGCCAGAUUCAUCUUCCAAAGAAGCACAGAAAAGCACUGCAGUGAAGGGAUCCAACCAGUGUCGUUCUUCCUCUGGCUACAGGAUGACAACUGAGGAUUACAAGAAACUAGCUCCAUAUAACGUCAAGCAAAGGUCACUGGACUUGGAUGAAGAGGAUGUGCCUUUUACUCCAGAUGAACAUAAAAAGAGGACAGAGGCAGCCAACAGUGUCCUGAGACGCACUGCCAGCAGAGAACGUGCUUAUGUCCUCUCAGCAGCCAAGAAAAGCAACGGCAGCCCAACACAAGAAUUCCCACCCUUGUUCGCCAAGAGAAUUGAAAUAGAAGAAGAAGGACAGCAGAGGAGGAGUUCAACCGCGUCUGAUUCAUGCAAGUUUACACCAGAUGGCAACAGCACUGAAACAGGCAGUAAGACCCAAACAAUCACAUCCUUGAGUGAAACUUCACAGAGAAUCUCCACUUGUUCUGAAACCAGUUACCCUGAAAACACAGAAACCAACAAUGAAUUUUACCAACCAAACAGGUCCAACUCUGGUUGCAGGGACAAAACUGCGGAUGCUACAGCCAAGCUGCGCUGCCAGUACGAGAUGUCUCAGUACCUGGAUGAUGCAAAGUCCGAACCUGCAAGGUCUGCCUUACAGUCUAAUGUCUCCUGUCCUCCUACCGACAGAGCCCCUGUGCACCCAGAGGACACAGACUAUUACUUUAAAAGGUCUACCCAAGGUUACGAAGAGGAGGACACCCCUAGAGAAAGGGGGCAUGAGAGCACACGGGCCACAGAUGAACAUAAAUCGGAGCUGCGCUCAGGAGAGUUUUCUGACUCAAACAACCAUACUGAGAAGCGAGAAGAGCCUCCUGACCAUGACACCCAAACGGAGUCUCCCAGGUCAAAGGAACACGCCGAGUAUGAACAGAGCAUGGCUAAGUCCAGCUCCCUACAUAGAGAAAGCAGCAUCACUGCUCCAGAAACCCAAUGUGCAAACAAAUCUGACCCAUGCAUUGAAAGGAUUGCUCCAGCUUAUGAAGAACAAACCUCUUCCACCAGUGAUAGUCACCAUGAGAGCUUGGGAGCCCCAGGACACAAUGAACCUAACCCAAUGGCAGCGAGCAGGUCUAACUUCAUCUCUAAAGAGAGUGCUCUCAGUGCAUAUGAGACCCAGCAUCCCAUGCCACUGUAUGUGGACCGCCAGCCUUAUAACACCAGUGCGUCAGCACCCAGUCACAGGAUGCCAUCCUAUUUAGCCAGCCAAGUAUUCAGCACCCAGAGACCUACCCUGGAUUACAAAGGGACAGUUUAUGAUGAGAGAAGCAGCCCUAGCCACAGCAGAUAUGACAGCGCUAGUGCCAGGGGGCACUGUGAAUUUAACCCCUCCGCUGGAAGCCACUACUCCCUUUCCAGAGAUACCACCAUGCCCAUUUCCCAGAGAAGCCACAGAGUGCCGUUCUACAUGGACAGCUCAGACUUUAACAGCACCAGGCUUCUCUCCAGUUCAAGUGAGAGGAUCUCCACUCCAGCUGCCACCUUGCAGUAUAACAGCCCAGCGGCUUCUGGGUAUGGGCCUGACUCCGGCGCUACCGGAAAAGGGGUCCUCUUUGUGAAGGAGUACGUGAACAGCAGCGAGUUAUCGUCCUCCCCACGCUAUGGCAGUAGCAGCCUUGUAGAUUUGACUGACUCGGAGAGAGCAACCUCCAGCCACCACAGCUACCUGUCCAGCACUCCCCUGCAGAGGUCCUGUGAAGCUGUUUGCAGUUACUGUGGCCGUGAGAUCCAAGACUGCCCUAAGAUCAUCAUAGAGCAUCUUAACAUCUGCUGCCAUGAAUACUGUUUCAGGUGUGGAAUUUGCCACAAAGCAAUGGGAGAUCUUCUGGAUAAAAUAUUCAUCCACCGGGACAUUGUCCACUGUGACAAGUGCUAUGAGAAGCUCUUCUAGGGUUUUGCAGAGCUGGAGGAGGCAGCCAGUGGAAAGUCCUCAGCAGCACAUAUCAGAAUGUAUCUAGCUGUUUCUCACUGGCUGAGAUAGCACCAUUUCUGCUCCCCCUUUCCUCAAGUUAAUUUUCCCUUUCACUGCCUCAUCACAGUGAAUGAGUUUAACAUCCACUAGUUGAUGCUGUCAGCUGCAUACAAGACAAGUGUCAAUGUUAACAAGAUAAGGCCGUGUUGUCUACAAAAGAUAAGUGGGCUGAUUUUCCAGAGGUGCUGAGCUCCUCCACCUGUCUUUAACUUCAUUAAGAUUUCCUUGUGCUCCUUGUGUUGGAAUCAGGUAGAAGCUCCUUAGGUUUAUCUAAGCUAAUUGUGAGAAAUCUUUCUUGAUUUUUUUCUUUCAAUUUUGCAAUCAGGCUGCAGCUUAGUGCCUGUCAGCUAGCACAAAGCAGGCAGCUAUGAGAAGUGUUAAACACUAAAUUUGGAUUCUUGGGAGGGUUUGAAUUUAGCUCUUAGCAAAAGCCUAUAUCUGUUUUUUCCACCCCCAAAUCCUGCCUAGAAAUAGCUUCUGCCUGAUUUCCACUUGCUUUCCAUGGCCUUUCAGGAGCACUUGCAGACUCACUUUACUCUAAUUGUGUGUCAGCUUUAAUUUCCCUCUUCUGCCUACUCCCUAGUGGGUUCCUUCAGCAGCAUGCUUGUCUGCUGCCUGUUUGGGAAGAUAACACUCUCUUUCACCUGGUAGUCUAACUUGACUUCUGAUGCUAAGUGUCCAAUGGCCAAAUAAAAUGUGCCAGAGAAUACAUGUGUCAAUUGGCUCACCUGCUCAGCUGAAUCUGAAUUUUCCCCCACCUUGCCAAGGCUUGCUGUAAUGCCUCUUUGAUUGCUUUUCUUUACAUCACAAAUGCUAACUCACAAAAUUGAAUUUCUAUCAAGUGCUCUACAUACUAGAAGUCAGCAUCUCGUAAUUUUAACCCUUAAUUAAGCCACUUAAUGCUAUGCCACUGAGGAAAUUGAAUACCGAAACCUAGGAAGUCAGUUUCUCUGCCUUAAAAAUACAGCUCUGAAUGCAUCCAAAAAGUUAUUGUUUUCUCUCUGAAAGCAUUAGACGUAUCUGCAGAGCACCUAAGUCAGUUCUGUAAUAGCUCUUACUCGGAAAUAGGUGAUGGCAAAAGCUCUAAUGCAGACUAUUGUUAGCCAGAGAAUUCUUUAUGCUCUUAGUGAUGGAAGCCGGCAUGCAUGCGAAAGCUUAGCAAGUUAGUGUUUUUACAGCACAGUGCUGCUUAGCUUUUUGUAGGCCACUGUACCAGUUAUUUAACCAAGCUAUAGGCAUGACCUUAGAAGCACUCCAUGAGGGGAACUGCAUUUGAAAUCAGUAGCAGCUUUACUGCUGGGCAGCUUUCAGAUUGAGACCUUAAAGCCAUGUCUGUGACAGGGUGUUGGGCAGCUCCAUUUUGAGCAUGCUUAGUAUAGCCGGGGGACCAACAGCAGCCUUGAAGCCCACGCCUAGAAGCGUGGGGGAGAAGCCCAUAGCAGUAAUCACGAAGCCAUGAUUUGAAAAAUGCUGCUGCUUUUGGCUGCCUGCGUUUCUAAGUUAUCAAGUUGAGAUGCUGAAGGGAGAUCCACUUUUUGAACAGAAGAGGCUCACAGGCAUCUCAUGUUGAACCUCCCCAAAUUGCUGCUCAUUUCUGAAAACCUUGGUCUGCAGUUCCUUACUGGUACUUACACCUGUGGCUGGGAAUGAAGGGUAUAGAAGCUGUUCCAAGCCUUAUUAUACCAUGGUCGAAAGGGGAUUGUUUAAAAUGCCGAAACAGAUGGGCAUAUAACUACAGAGGCACUCUGAGAAGAUGAUCUACAGAAAUAACAUAUUUAUUGAUUCCAGAGUUCCUGCUGGGUGCGUGGCCUUAAGGGGAAAGGGUUUGUUUGGUCCAUCAUACAUUUUGCACCAUCUCUCUUCAGCGCUGUAUUUUCCUGCAGCAGUUGUUUAACCUGAAGUGUACAGCUCUAAUAAACGUUCAUAGCUCAACGUGCAACCUACUUACCUGUGUCACCGUUUAACAUAUUCCUGUUAUAGACCCCCUGUGAUCUGAUGGUCUGUGUCAUUUUUUUCUGCUCAGUGGCCUAAGGGCAUGACUGUCAGUAAAGUCACUGGUUGCUUUGUGGAGGAUCAGGCAAUGAGAAAGAGGAGGAAAGGUACCAACGAGAGAGGGCAUCCUCAGCGGAGGUGGUGGGUUGGAACCGGCUGAGCAAAUGUGUGAUCUGGUAUUCUUCGUACAGUUUAAGUCUGCUUGCUUUAAAAACCUUCCAACUACCUGGGAACAAAAGGGAGCCUUGAUACAUGCUGCUGUCAUCCUAAGAGUGCAAGCUGGCCUCCAUUUAAAAGAACAAGCCACUGUGUCGAGACAGAGGUGUAUUGGCUUCUUCUGUCUCAUGGGCUGCUCUCAGAGGUGCUGCCUGUCUCUUCUUCAUACAUUUCCUAGGAUUAGGCUGCUGCACAUUGCCGUCCUGUGUAGCACUGCCACAAAAGUCAAGGUUCAGUGGCACUUUCUCCACCAAAAAACACGUGCCACCCCAAAGGAGCCAGCAGCUAUUUUAAAAAUAAUAAUAUGCUUUUAGCUUGUUUUUGUCUAUCUCUGAAGUUUCAAGAAUUGCCAACCUACCCUUCCCCGCUCCACCUCCCUAAACAAAAAAGAAAUGAAACAGUCAUUUAAAGAUGCAAGUCUUCCUGCUUCCUGGUAUCUCCACAUAUUUGUGGAGAAUGGGUCAUCUGCAUGCAGAUUUCUUCUGUGCGAUGGAUGAGGUAAUGUGUUUUCCACAGACAUGCAUUGAAGAGAUCUUAUUUCACAAGGGAUAGACGCAGCCUUGAAAUAAAGAAUGAUACACGUUUUCUUGCCUCUCUGAAGCUUAUUUAGAAGAGCCAGCUCAAGUUGUGCUGUUACGGGCCUACCUGUCUCCUGACAGCAUGGCCUGAACGGGACCCGGCUGCGGAGGCAGAGGAAGGAGGGUUUCCAGGAUGGAGCUGCCGUGCCUCGUGGAGCCCUGAGGGUUUGGGGGUGGAUCCUGCUGCUUCUUCAGGGGUGGAUGGACCUCGGGCGGAUUAUUUCACGUGAAAUCAGGGAGAAGUGUGAAGCUAGUGACCGAGCGGGUGCGGAGGCAAAACCUGCUCCUGCGCUGAAGCCGCCGACCACUGUGCUUUUGGAGAUGCCAGCUUUUCCGCAGACUAAACGUUCCCGCAACUAUCACGUGGCAGUAGCAAACAUGGUGUUCAGGCCACAUUACUAUGUUUAAAAAAAAAAAAAAAAGCUUCUGCUUGUAGCACUUGCCCUGGAUGACAGCAAAAAGCCAUCUAACACUUGAUUAUCAAAAGAUCUGGGAGGACAUAUUUGGGCCCAACAUCCAUCUUGGAGGAGGAAGUCAAUGCUGACACGAAUGAGGACCUCUUUAAUGUCUUCUGCUGACACCACGUUCUGAAGCGGUAUCACCCUGGCCAGAGCUUUGGAAGAUCCCGCCUCAGGGUCAUUUUGCACCUCCCUUUCGUUUCAGCACCAGGGGCACGAGGAGACACCCACUCGGGGAUUCCCGUCCUCGCUUUCAGCGGCUCUUCCCCGAAGCUGCAGUAAAUGCUAGCAGCAGGCCAAAGCAACGCCUCGCCUCUGGAUCCGGACGCGCGGCGUUGGAGCAGGCGCCGCUCCACCACCAGGCGACCGUGCGGGCCUAGCGCUGGGGUCCCAC